CAUGAGCGCAUGGCAAGGCAGGGCUGCUCUGACACGGCGUCGGGUCCUCCGUAGUAUGCCCGCAGCGUGGAGAGCUUCGAGCGGUUUGGAUGCGCCUCUGUGACUCUGAGCGCGCAUCAGUUUCUCUCUCGUUCUCCCUUCAGCGCCACAGUUUUUUGGGGGGGAUAAAGAAGCGAUGAGGGGAAUUCGGGAGCGGGCUGAAGGUGCCCACCAAGUCUGACUGUGCUUCGGAGGUGCGGAGUCUGAAGAAAGAUGUAAGAAUCCGCAGGCGAGCCUCACGGACUCCCAGCCAAAAUGCAGAAAGGGAUGAGACUCAAUGAUGGCCACAUCACCUAUUUGGCCCUUUUGGCGAAGAAGGACGGGACGAGGCGAGGCUUCUUGAGUAAGAAAAGCUCAGACAACACAAAAUGGCACUCGAAAUGGUUCGCCCUGUUGCAGAAUAUGAUGUUUUAUUUCGAGAACGAGUCCAGCUCCCGUCCCUCCGGACUGUACCUGUUGGAGGGAUGCGUCUGUGACCGGGCUCCGUCACCGAAACCGUCUCUGUCAGCGAAGGAAUGCUUGGAGAAGCAGUUCUACUUCACCGUCACUUUCAGUCAUGAGAACCAAAAGCCUCUGGAGUUGCGCACAGAAGAUGUCAAAGACUGCGAUGAAUGGGUGGCUGCCAUCACACAAGCCAGUUACAGAAAUCUGGCCACAGAGCAUGAGACCCUCAUGCAGAAGUAUCUUCAUCUGCUCCAGAUAGUGGAAACAGAGAAAACCGUAGCCAAGCAACUUCGACAACAGAUAGAGGACGGGGAAAUAGAGAUAGAAAGGCUCAAAUCUGAGAUUUCUGGGAUUCUGAGGGAAAAUGAGAAGAUCCAGUCAAAUCCAGAGGUGCCCCCCAGUGAGGAUGACACAGAGAUCAAGAAGAUCAAGAAGGUGCAAAGUUUCUUGCGAGGUUGGAUUUGCCGCAGGAAGUGGAAAACCAUCAUCCAGGACUACAUCCGUUCCCCCCACGCCGAAAGCAUGCGGAAGAGAAACCAAGUGGUGUUCAGCAUGCUGGAGGCAGAAGCCGAGUACGUCCAGCAGCUCCACAUCUUAGUCAACAACUUCCUGCGGCCGCUCCGCAUGGCAGCCAGCUCCAAGAAACCCCCCAUUACCCAUGAUGAUGUCAGCAGCAUCUUCCUCAACAGUGAGACCAUCAUGUUCCUCCACCAGAUCUUCUACCAGGGCCUGAAGGCCAGGAUCGCCAGCUGGCCAACACUGGUACUGGCUGACCUGUUUGACAUCCUGCUGCCCAUGCUGAACAUCUAUCAAGAAUUUGUGAGGAACCAUCAGUACAGUUUGCAGAUCCUGGCCCACUGCAAGCAGAACAGAGACUUUGAUAAGCUGCUGAAGCAGUACGAGUCCAAGCCUGACUGUGAGGAAAGGACGCUGGAGACAUUCCUCACUUACCCCAUGUUCCAGAUCCCUCGCUACAUCCUGACAUUGCACGAGUUACUGGCUCAUACUCCUCAUGAGCAUGUGGAAAGAAACAGUUUGGACUAUGCCAAGUCAAAACUGGAAGAAUUGUCAAGAAUCAUGCAUGAUGAGGUGAGUGAAACAGAGAACAUCAGGAAGAACCUGGCCAUCGAGCGCAUGAUUGUGGAGGGUUGUGAAGUGUUGCUUGACACCAGCCAAACAUUUGUGAGACAAGGUUCUCUAAUUCAGGUGCCAAUGAGUGAAAAAGGGAAAAUCACAAGAGGCCGCCUGGGUUCUCUGUCUCUGAAGAAGGAAGGAGAGAGACAGUGCUUCCUUUUCUCCAAACAUCUCAUCAUUUGUACCCGAGGAUCAGGAGGAAAACUUCACAUCACAAAGAAUGGAGUGGUGUCUCUCAUAGACUCUACCUUAAUGGAGGAGCCCGAGGGGACAGACGAUGAGUCCAAAGGGGAGCGAAGCGGCCAGGAUGCAGAACAUCUGGACUUUAAAGUUAUGGUGGAGCCCAAAGAAGGCCAACCUUACACUGUCAUCCUCGUAGCGUCAUCACGACAGGAGAAGUCAGCAUGGACAAGUGAUAUAAGUCAGUGCAUCGACAACAUCCGCUGCAACGGUCUAAUGAUGAAUGCCUUCGAGGAAAACAGUAAAGUCACAGUGCCACAAAUGAUUAAGUCAGAUACCAGCUUGUACUGUGAUGAUGUCGACAUUCGCUUCAGCAAGAUGAUGAACUCAUGCAAGGUACUGCAGAUCCGCUACGCCAGUGUGGAGCGCCUGUUGGAGAGGCUGAUCGACUUACGCUUUCUCUCCAUUGACUUCCUCAAUACCUUCCUUCACUCAUACCGCGUCUUCACCAGUGCAGACAUAGUCCUGGACAAGCUCAUCACCAUCUACAAGAAACCAAUCAGUGCCAUCCCCGCACGCUCGUUGGAGCUCUUCUUUGCCAGCAGCCAGAACAACAAACUCCUUUAUGGUGAGCCACCCACGUCGCCACGUGCCAGCCGCAAGUUCUCCUCGCCGCCUCCUCUUUCCAUCACCAAGAAUUCUUCUCCAAACCGCCGACGCAAACUUUCACUCAACAUCCCCAUCAUCACUGGGGGCAAGGCCCUGGACCUUGCAGCACUCAGCUGCUCUCCCAAUGGCUAUGCAAGCAUGCACACAACCAUGUCACCCUUCAGCAAGACCACGCUUGACAUUAACAAGCUCUACGUGUCCAGUACAAUGGCCAGCAAAAUCCCUGAUGAGGGAGAGUCCAAAUCUGAGGGCAAAGCUGAAGAGUCCGCCCCUGGCAAGCAAGAUCGGUCUGUCAGAGAGGAAUGUGAUGAGGAGCAGAGUCAGAGUGAUGAGGCAGAAUCAGAAAUGUCUCCUCCCAAGUCACCGUCGACACCCAAGAAUGUCAAGUCAAAAAACUCAGAGUUUUCCCUGUUUUCCUUCAACAAUGGCAUGGUGGUGUCAUCUUGCCGGGAGCUUGAGAAUAACCGCAGUGCCCUAUCCGCUGCCUCGGCCUUUGCCAUUGCCACAGCUGGUGCCAAUGAAGGAACGCCGACCAAGGAAAAAUACCGCCGUAUGUCCCUCGCCAGCACAGGUUUUCCUACAGAUCAGAGGAACGGAGACAAAGAGUUUGUUAUUCGCAGAGCCGCUACAAAUAGAGUCCUGAAUGUGCUGCGUCACUGGGUAUCCAAACACUCACAGGACUUUGAGCUGAACACAGAGCUGAAGAUGCGGGUAAUUGGCUUCCUGGAGGAGGUGAUGCAUGACCCAGAGCUCCUGACACAGGAAAGAAAAGCAGCUGCCAACAUCAUCAGGACUCUCACUCAGGAGGAUCCUGGAGACAGCCAGGCCAGCAUUGAGGAGAUCACCCAGAUGGCUAUGGAAGAAAGUAAGACUGAACCAUUUGAGAACCAUUCUGCCUUGGAGAUUGCCGAGCAACUGACAAUGCUGGACCACCUGGUCUUUAAAGUUAUCCCUUAUGAGGAGUUCUUUGGACAAGGCUGGAUGAAGAACGACAAAAAUGAGAGAACACCAUACAUAAUGAAAACAACCAAGCAUUUUAAUGAUAUCAGUAACAGGAUCGCCUCAGAAAUCCUUCACUGGGAUGACGUCAACAUGAGGGUGGGAGUAAUUGAGAAGUGGGUGGCCGUGGCGGACAUUUGCCGCUGCCUUCACAACUACAACGCCGUUUUGGAGAUCACAUCCUCACUCAACCGGAGCUCCAUCUUCCGCCUCAAGCGGACCUGGUUGAAAGUGUCCAAGCAGACGAAAACUGUGAUUGACAAGCUGCAGAAGCUGGUGUCGUCAGAAGGCCGCUUCAAAAACCUAAGGGAGGCUUUGAAAAACUGUGACCCUCCAUGUGUUCCUUACCUGGGAAUGUACCUGACUGACUUGGCCUUCAUUGAAGAGGGAACACCAAACUACACAGAGGACAACCUGGUCAACUUCUCCAAGAUGAGAAUGAUUUCCCACAUCAUCAGAGAGAUCCGACAAUUUCAGCAAACUGCUUACAAGAUAGAUUUUCAGCCUAAGGUGGCAAAAUACCUGCUGGACAACAGCACAGUGAUGGAUGAGGAGAGCCUGUAUGAAGCAUCUCUGAGAAUUGAGCCCAAAACGUCAUCAUGAAGAGAAAUUAUGUUGUGAUCAGACAGAGACUGCAGAGAAGGUUUCAACAUGUACAUUUAUCAUUAUUUGUAUUAGAUACAAUAGGCUGUGCCCUCCUUGUAUUUGCUUCCUAAUGAAUUCUGUGUAUUAUUGUUAUUAGAGAUUGAAUAGAAGCCCACAGAGGUUUUAUUUCUAUAGUUAUAAAGUAUUUAUAUGUUCUAUAUUGUCUUAAAUGCUAAUUUAUGACCUGUUUAUUUUGCACUAGAGAGCAGAUAGAAAGGAGUGUUUACAGACUUGAUAUUUUAGUAUAUCUAAAUGGGCAACUGGAGAGUGACACAUAUUUCUCAUUCAUGAGAAAAUGGCAGUUUGUGGGAAGUCAAGAGUCUGCGGGAAAUAGACUUUCUGAAUGUUCCUGUUACAAAAUUAUUUAACUUGUCAAAAAUCACACAAAUGGGAUUUUCAAGUGAUUACAAAUACAGACUGUACGUGGAUUUUUAAGAUAGCAAUCUACGUUGAACGUGACUCCACGUAUAACAGUCAACAGAGUAGCAAACUUGGAGGUUACUUUCCCAGAACUUAAAGAUUCAUUUUCCAAACUUAAUAAACACUUUGUUUAUUAAGUUUAAUCAAAUGUCAUACUGACUUUCCUAAAAUUGAGCAGGUGUUUUCUAGGAUCUUACUACUUACUAAGCCUGAGCUCAAAUGUCACUUUCUGGAAAAUACGAGAGGCUUUCCUGGAACUUCGAAGUUACUUCCCUGUACUUCUCCUGAAAAUACUAGCUACUUUCUCAGAUCUUUGCAGUUACUGUCAUUCAGCUUCUUAGAAGUUACUUCUCAGAAAUAAGUUUCAUAUAACAUAGUAGUUACAUUCCUGGAACUUACCAGGCACUUUUAAUAGGUUUUUAUGAAACUUUCUGAUUAUUUCUCCAAAGUUACCACAUAUUUUCUGGACGAUAACUCUUUGGUUACCUAGUAGCAACUCACUCACUUUUUGGUUACCUGUGCAGAAGCAGUUUAAGGUUUCAGCAAUGUUUAAAACUGCUUAAAAAUAACAAACAUCAGUGGGGAGUAAAAACUAUGGAUAAAAUACAAAAGAUGAUGCCACCAGUUAGGAAGUAUUUCACAUUCUUAAAAUAUAGUCAGUUAUCAAUAUUGACUGAUGUGAAAUCUCAUAUUAUGAUAAAUUUUUUCGGCCAUAUUGUCCAGCCCUACUUUCUGGACAUAGACAGGACUUUCCAAUUUUUUAAUUUUACCUUCCAGAACAUACUACGUACCUUACUGGAGGUUUUUUGGAACUUACUAAUUACUUUCGUUGAACUUCCAAGGUGCUUUCUUGGAACCUCCUUGGAACUUACUGGAAAAAAAAAACAAAUUCUGGGUACUUUCCAAAAGCUACCAGGUACAUUUUGGGAUUUAAACAGUUUUCUUUCUAAAACUUACAAGAUUUCUUCCAAAUUACUAGAUUCUGCCACUUAUUUUGGUUACUUUACAAAAGUUCUAGAACAUUUCUGGUAAGCUUAGGAAAAUCAUGUUUAGGUACUGGGAAAAGGUUUUCGAGUUCUAGGAAAGUAUGUGAUGUAUUAUGUAGUAUUAAAACUACUAAUGCAUGACUGUUAAUUUAUAUUAAUUUUGAAAUGUUUUAAAGCUGUUGUUUUCAGCUGAUUAGAGGGAAAAGUGGGACUAAGGUAGUGGCGAAAGUUGAAUCACAAUCUGUUUUAUGUAUCCACUGGCCAAUUAACAUGUAAAAAAAAUACUGCAGACAAACAGAAAAUUUCUUUAUAGUUUUGGAUUUUUUUUUUUUAAUGCUUUGCUUACUUUUUUCCCCUGGUGGGCAGCAUCGUAUCUAUACAGUAUAAGCGCCAGGCAAUGUAUGUAGCAUCAAAAUGUAACAGAUUUUGAGCCACUUACAAAAGUUAAAAUUCUCAGCUUCAAUAUUCAGACACAGAAAGUGCAGUCUUUAGGGUAAAAUCCUCUUUUGUUUGUGCAUUAUGAUUUUUCCUUAAUCAUGAAAUGGAUUAUAUUACACAAAAGUAUUUAAACUUCUUUGUUCUACAAUUUGCCAAUAAAAUAAACUGACUGCAUGUAGUAUAAUGUACAGACGGUCUGAUGCGUUUCCUAACAUGCAAUGUGUUCAAAGACACAUCCCAAGAAAUGUGUUAUCCUUAUCAUUGUUAAAAGCUAUAAUUACUCUCCUGUCUACGCCACUUUGAAACAAAUGUUUAAGGCAACAUUAGUGUAUUACAUUCUAUCCCAACGUGUUAGCAGGAGCUACACAGUAGUAUUAUUGUGCUUCUUGAAAUAUUUAUAUGUAUUUUUUACAGGCUUUAUAUAGAGAGCCACCUAAAGCUUAAGUGGCAGGCAUGUACCACUUUUAUGUUUUCAGAUCCAAUCUAUAUAUAUACAGAAUGGUAUGUGUACUGUAUUUAAACCCUACCUUUGCACCCUUCAAUCUGUAUCCUCCAGCAGGAACACCAGAUGUUUGCAGUGAGCAAUACCCAGUGACAUGAGAAUUAUCUUUCAGUCUAUUUCAACAGCUUGAGUAGUAUUUCCAGUUUUGUAUAAAAGUGUACUCUUUCCUGAUUACCUCUUGUUAAUAAAUCUGUUUUUUCUCAGGGGG
Poeciliopsis prolifica (blackstripe livebearer) is the source of this 6664-nucleotide messenger RNA. Its product is annotated as ras-specific guanine nucleotide-releasing factor 1-like. Gene Ontology annotation, biological process: positive regulation of GTPase activity; Ras protein signal transduction. Gene Ontology annotation, molecular function: protein binding; guanyl-nucleotide exchange factor activity. Gene Ontology annotation, cellular component: plasma membrane. The record is from RefSeq and is a predicted model, not a curated record. Bases 295 to 4068 code for a protein of 1257 amino acids. The transcript is spliced from 27 exons. Lineage: Eukaryota; Metazoa; Chordata; Actinopteri; Cyprinodontiformes; Poeciliidae.